Messenger RNA from Grosmannia clavigera kw1407, 915 nucleotides. RefSeq names its product short chain dehydrogenase reductase. The transcript has 3 exons. The record is from RefSeq and is a predicted model, not a curated record. Lineage: Eukaryota; Fungi; Ascomycota; Sordariomycetes; Ophiostomatales; Ophiostomataceae. Bases 1 to 915 code for a protein of 304 amino acids.
AUGGGAAACGCCGUCUAUGUUGUGACUGGGGCAAACACUGGGCUGGGGAAAGAGGUCUCCCAGAUCCUCUACUCCAAGAACGCAAAGGUCUAUUUAGCUGCGCGAUCUGAGGAAAAAGCCAAAGAUGCGAUUGCGGCCAUACAAGCGGCAGCCCCGGACUCCAAAGGUGAUCUCGUGUACCUUCACCUGGACCUUGCAGACUUGACCACGAUAAAGGCGUCGGCGAACGAAUUCCUGUCUAAAGAGGCAAAGCUUCACGUUCUGUUCAACAAUGCUGGCGUCAUGACGCCACCCCAAGGCUCCAAGACCGCCCAGGGAUACGAAAUGCAGCUGGGCACGAACAAUCUAGGGCACUUUCUGUUCACGAAGUUGCUGACACCGACGCUGGUGACCACCGCAAAGACCGAGCCUGCUAACACCGUCCGUGUUGUCUGGGUCUCCUCAUCGGCGGCCGAACUGGGAAGCCACAAUCCGGGCGGCGUGGACAUGAGCAAUUUGGACUACCAUGACGACAAGGGUGCGAUCCUCAAGUACGGCAUCAGCAAGGCGGGCAACUUCUUGCAAGCUACCGAGCUCGCCCGCCGCUACGGCAGCGACGGUGUCGUCAGCGUGGCGCUCAACCCCGGCAACCUUGGCACGGAUCUGAGCCGCCAUGUUGGCAUCCUGCAGAUGGCCGUAAUUAAGCUGCUUGUCCACCCUCCGAUCCUAGGGGCGUACACGGAGCUGUUCGCAGCAUUCUCGCCAGAGGUCACAGUCGACAGCGUAAAGAAGGACAACUGGGUCGUGCCGUGGGGUCGUUUCGCGCCUAUGCGAGAGGACAUCGAUGCGGCCUCAAGGCCUACGAGCGAGGGCGGAACCGGCUUGGCUGAGAAAUGGUGGCAGUGGAACGAGGAGCAAGUCAAGCCUUACGUGUAA